UGCUUCGAUCCCUCUCUCUCUCUUGCCCUGACCGUGCCCGUUGCUCUGUUGUUGCUGCAGGUGAUCUGCUACGUGCUGCAGGGACGGAUGGAUGAGGCCAGGCAAAUGCUGGCCAAGCAGGCAAGCCAGCAGCCAGCAGCCAGAAGCAUGUUCAAAACCCUGGACAGCCUCAUGAAGAAAAUGCCAGUCUUCAAUCCGGCUGGCAGUCAGACGCUGACGGAGUUUGAUUUGAAGUGGAGGCACUGGCACGAGGAGUGUGAGCUGCACUUGCAGGAUGGGUCCUUCAGCUCCAACUCCAACCUGGAGACAAUCUGCAAGAUUCUUCUAGGUCAUGAAGAGACUCUGCUGAACCAGAAGGAGCAGCUUUCCACUUGGUACCACCUCCUUGUGAGCAGACUUCUGUACACACACCCCUCUGUGAAACCCACAGAGCUCCACUACUACGCACAGUCCAGCAUGGAUUUGUUCCUGGAUAACCGGAGUGCCCCUGAGCCGCUGGACAGCAUCCUCCUGGCUGCCUUCGAGUUUGACAUUCACCAGGUCAUCAAGGACUGCAGCAUUGCUCUCAGUAACUGGUGGUUUGUAGCCCAUUUGACAGACCUGCUGGACCACUGCAAACUCCUGCAGUCCCACAACCUUCACUUUGGCUCCAAUCUGAGAGAGUUCCUCCUCUUGGAAUAUGCGUCGGGGCUGUUCACACAUCACAGCCUGUGGCAGCUGGCAGUGGAUUACUUCGAUCACUGCCCGGAGUUUGGGAGGAUAUACCUGGAGCUGCAAAUCGAGAGGGUUCCCCUGGACACAGAACGCAAGGCCCUCAAGGUGCUGCGGAUCUGUGAGCAGAGGCAGCUGGCAGAGCAAGUGCGCAGCAUCUGCAAGAUCAUGGCGAAGAAAGCCGUGCGAAACAACCGGCUGGGCUCGGCGCUGUCCUGGAGCAUCCGAGCUAAAGACGCUGCCUUCGCCACCCUCAUCUCCGACAGGUUUCUGCAGGAUUAUUGUGCUCGGGGCACCUUCUCUGACCUGGACCUCAUCGACAAUCUGGGGUCUGCCAUGCUGCUCAGCGACCGGCUCACCUUCUUAGGGAAGUACCGCGAGUUCCACAAGCUGUACGGAGAGAAGAGGUUCGCUGAGGCUGCCAAGCUGCUGCUGUCGCUCAUGACGGCCAGAAUUGCCCCCCGUAGCUUCUGGAUGACCCUCCUUACUGAUGCACUGCCCCUGCUGGAGCAGAAACAGGUGAUAUUUUCAGCAGAUCAAACGUACGAGCUGAUGCACUGCCUGGAGGAGCUGACGUCAGGCAAGACUGAGCCCAGUGACAAAUGUACCGUUCAGGAGGAAGAUAUAGAAACCACCAAAGUGGAGCUUCUCCGCCUUGCGUUGGCACGGAACCUGGCUGCAGCCAUCGUAAAGGAGGGGACAGUGGACUCCUUAUAAACACAAACCAACUUUUCUACAUUUUACAAAACCUGUAUAUAAAGCCCAGCCGCAUCUUUUUUCAGAAAUAAAUAAAUGCAGGAUGCCUUCUUA
Messenger RNA from Polyodon spathula (Mississippi paddlefish), 1521 nucleotides. Its product is annotated as nuclear pore complex protein Nup85-like. The transcript has 12 exons. The record is from RefSeq and is a predicted model, not a curated record. NCBI's taxonomy places the organism in Eukaryota, Metazoa, Chordata, Actinopteri, Acipenseriformes, Polyodontidae. The annotation marks the transcript as partial. Gene Ontology annotation, biological process: positive regulation of DNA-templated transcription; protein import into nucleus; mRNA export from nucleus. Gene Ontology annotation, molecular function: structural constituent of nuclear pore. Gene Ontology annotation, cellular component: nuclear pore outer ring.